CUCAAAUGGGGCCUUUUCCUGGUCCCUCUGACCACAUUCUGUCUCGGCACAUGGCAGCCCCAUGGAAUUGAAGGAAUUGGAGUACAGACCUGUAAAGGUCCGAGGGCAUUUUGAUCACUCCAAGGAGCUGUAUAUUUUGCCACGGUCACUUGUGGACCCUGAGCGAGAAGCCAGAGAAGCCGGGCGACUGACAUCCCACCCGGAAAAUGGAGCAAACGUCAUUACUCCUUUCUACUGCACAGAACUAGGGGUCACAAUUUUAGUCAACCGAGGAUUUGUGCCCAAAAAGAAAAUGAAACCGGAGACCAGGCUGAAGGGACAGAUUGAAGGUGAAAUUGAUCUCACUGGGGUGGUGAGGUUAUCAGAAACCCGGAAACCUUUUGUGCCUGAAAAUAACAUUGAGAAAAACCGCUGGCACUACCGUGACCUGGAGGCUAUGGCAAAGGUGACCGGCGCUGAGCCCAUCUUUAUCGAUGCAGAUUUCAGAAGCACAGUCCCAGGGGGGCCCAUCGGAGGCCAGACAAGAGUGAGCCUGAGAAACGAGCACAUGCAGUACAUCAUCACCUGGUAUGGCUUAUGCGCUGCAACUUCAUUCUUGUGGUACAGAAAAUUUAUACAAAAGAUACCUCUGUGAAAGGAAGGGCUAGUUUCUUCUCUUCUGUACUACAGACUGCUGUCUUUUUUAUAAAAGUCUGCUCUUGACUGAUCGGUCCUGAAUAACUGAAGCACCCAGAGUUUCAGGGCAACAUGUUCAGUAAAUAUAUGCAGCUAUGAAGCUGCAAAUGGACUUCAGGCAACUGAUGCAGACUCUUGAGCUCCUAGCAGUGUGAUUCUGGCUGCAGCUUGGAAGCACUGAACUUCAAAAUUCUUAAGUGGCUGUUGAGACUAUUGCAUAGAAAUCAGCUUCAACUAGAAAUCUCAAGGAUACACUUUUCUAGUGUGGCUGAUUUCAAGUUUUUAACUUCUCCGCUGCUGUAUUUUCCAAAA
Messenger RNA from Haliaeetus leucocephalus (bald eagle), 987 nucleotides. It is a transcript of the gene SURF1, whose product is annotated as surfeit 1. The transcript is spliced from 6 exons. The record is from RefSeq and is a predicted model, not a curated record. Gene Ontology annotation, cellular component: mitochondrion; membrane. Gene Ontology annotation, biological process: mitochondrial respiratory chain complex IV assembly. Lineage: Eukaryota; Metazoa; Chordata; Aves; Accipitriformes; Accipitridae. The coding region runs from base 62 to 634 and encodes 190 amino acids.